Papilio polytes (common Mormon) is the source of this 3396-nucleotide messenger RNA. RefSeq names its product leucine-rich PPR motif-containing protein, mitochondrial-like. The transcript is spliced from 16 exons. The coding region runs from base 86 to 3274 and encodes 1062 amino acids. The record is from RefSeq and is a predicted model, not a curated record. Lineage: Eukaryota; Metazoa; Arthropoda; Insecta; Lepidoptera; Papilionidae. Gene Ontology annotation, molecular function: protein binding.
AACGGCAAAUGGCAAUGUCAAAACAAGUCUUAAAUGGUUUUAAAACUGGUCUAAAUUCCUUUAAGUUAUUUUAAAAAAUUAGAAAAUGUUGCUUAGGCGAUGUAUAUAUAUUCCGAAUUCAUAUAGACUGCUUAAAAAACUAUCUCUUAAAACAACUCAACAUACUGUCGGUUUAAGGCCACCGACGGUAUGUAAUUGUUUUAGAAACGAACAAUACAGAUUUAUAAAUACAGAUGGUACCAAGAUAUCCGAAAAAGUUACUGACCAGGAUAAUGUAUUACCCGAUAGUAUCUCUCAUUCACCAAAUGAUAAGUCUUUUAAACUAUACAAGUCAUCAAUGGCUUCGGAGGAGCUGUUAGAAAAAUUAGUAGCUGGUUUAUCAAGUGACAUACACCAGAAGAGGAGAGUUUACAAGAAUGAUUUUACAAGAGUGAUAAACAAGGUGAAAGAAUUAAAUUUCUCCACCAAAAAGCAAGGGUUGCUCUUAAUCAGUUGUUGUGCAGAAUUACUACCCGAUGAAAGUCCAUCAUGUAGAAUGGAUUUGCUUGAACAGGUUUGGAUGGCAUUAAAGCCACAUACAGAAUUUGAUGUUGCUCAUUACAAUGAGUUGUUGAAAGUAUACAUAGCCAAUAACAGAACACUUAAUGUUAGCUCAUUUAUACAACAAAUGGGUAAAGUAAAACCUAAUAUUUUGACUUAUGAGUUGAUACUUCGAGCUCUCGGAGAGGUUGGAGAUCUAAACCAAGCAACAGAGGUGAUAGCAAAUAUGAAAUCUUCAGAAAUACCUGCAACAGAAGAGAUUUUUAAUUCUUUGAUUAUAUGUCAAGGAAAAUCAGGUAAUCUAGGCAACAUUAAAGAAGUUCUAACAAUGAUGAAAUCUCUAAAACUCGAACCCUCAGCAGACACAUAUACAGCUACUAUCAGAGCGUACGCAUUUAAUAAGAAGCAAGAUCUUGUUUUAAAUGAAAUGCAGAAAGCCAAACAGCACGGAAUCCAAUUUGGUGAAACUCAUAUUAUGAAAAUUGUAAAAAUGUUGGCUGCAGUUGGCUUGAAUGAUGCUAUACCUAAGGUUCUUAAAUUCCUACCAGAAGAAAUUCUUAAAACACCAUCAAUAACACCCUAUAUGCAGAGUGUUUCAACAUCAUUGGUGUUUCAAAAUCAGCCUAUAGCUGCUUUGGCAAUAUACAAAUGUCUUCCGUUACCAUCAUUUGGCCCCAAAGAUGACCAAGGUUUGCAUGGACGAAGCUUGGUCAGAGAUUGUGUAAAGGCAUCUAUAGGCUCUGGUGUGAUAACUCUUAUAGCUGAGGAACUGAUGUCAUCAGGUAGAAAUCCUAUAGCAUUACAGAAUGCUUCUGAAGCAGCGCUACAGCUGGGCAAAGUGCCCUUAGCUUUGGACUUGUUCACUCGGAUGAAACAAAUGGGCAUGCCAGUUAGACCACAUUAUUUCUGGCCUAUAUUACUUCACAUGUCAAAGACAUAUGGAGAAAAAGGUAUAAUGAACACACUAUCUACUAUGGUAAAAAUGGACGUGAAGCCAGACUAUGAGACAAUCAUGACUUACACUUUACCAUACGUCAGUUUCACGUCUCCGCAGAACUUGAUGAAGAAGUUUCAAGACACCGGCCUGUCUGUCUCCACUGUACUCACUCCGAUGAUGGAAACACUAUUAAAUACAGGACAAGUGAGAGCUGCUAGUGAAAUUUGUGAAUUAUUUGAUGGGAAAGUAGAUGCGGAUGUACUAUUACGAUCUAUAGUAAAAGGUUACCUAAUCAGUUUGGAUGUGAAAUCCACAAUACAUGUUCUAGAAGAUGUCACUGCUAAAGCUCUAGACAAAAAUAAAGACUGGGUGGGAAGGUUUUUGUGUGUUUUUAUGAGGCAUAAGAAAGUAAAAGAGGAUUUAUCAGAUUUUAUGGCUAUUGUACAGGCUUUAAAAGAAACAUCCCUUAAGAUAUCGACAUCCGCGGCGGACUAUUGUAUAUCUAGACUUCCAGAAAUCUACGAUGCAGAUACUACUGAGAAUUUUAGGAACAACCUCAUUGAUAUCACUGAUGAACGACUGAUAGACGAAAGCGAUAUAUUUGUACAGCAAAUGCCACAUCCUAAAAACAUGAAUGAACUAUCUCUAAGGGCACAUCUGAAUGAAUUAGAGGCUAAGGGUAUGAACACACGCGGCGUAUUACGGAAAUUACUGCAACAGUACUGCAGAGAGAACAACUUGCCCGCCGCACUGGAAAUACUUGACAAGUGUAAGAAAGAAGGGGUAUUCUUAUCGGCGGGUAUGAAAGCAGCUAUAUUCGACCUACACGUGAAGUUAGGCGAACUAGAGGCGGCGGAGCUCGAGCUCGUCGAACUAAACAAAUCAUUCCCUAAUUUCACUCUAGAUGAGUUUAAAAUCAUCGAUUUCGCUACUUUAAUGGUGUAUAGGAACAAGAUAAAACCUGCAUUCGAUUUGAUUAUCGAACAAUCAAAAAAUAGACGUGUGAUAGGCGGCAGGAACGUGUCUAUGAACUGCUGGCGGCUGCUGUCGGCCGUGGCUGCCCGCGGCACCGCCGACAGCACGCGUCGCAUGUUCACACUGCUCACUGACCUGCGAUACUGUAAACCCACUAAUACUAUCCUGGGACCACUUGUACGAGUGCAUCUCAAUAAUAACAAUAUAGAAGAGGCUACAAAGGAAUUUGUCUCUUUAGCGAAUAAAUACAACAAGACUCCAUUGAAACACGAAUUGCUGUGUAAAAUAUUAACGUCUAUGGGAGACGGCGGUUCCGAAGACACUUUCAUUAUAAACGAAAAGAGUAACGGCAGUAUGAAUAAAUUGGUCCAGAAAGUAUUAAACAUUGAUAAGAAAGUUCAUGGUCCGGGAGAUGUACAGCUUACUUUAUUGGCGGCGUUAGCAGACGUUGGUUAUAAACGGACCUUACGCAAGUUGCUUUUGGACCCCAAGGUCAAGUUCCAUCCAGACGCCUUAUUGAGGUAUUGCGAAAGAUUUGCUGAUGAGAAGAAAAUGUCUGCCUUGGAAACUGUAGCAGAAUGCGUCAAGGAUCUACGAUACUUCAAUGUUCAAGAUUUAUAUAAUUUGAUGCUAGAAGUAUAUCAACGUGAUAAUAAUUACAAUGACGGACUCGCACUUUGGAAUAAAAUGCAAGAAGCCGAUGUCACUCCCUCUCAGAAGUUUGUACGUAACUUGUGUUCUCUGUGCACGGCCAAUAACAAAGAAAUACCAUCAGACCUCGCUAUGCUACUUGGUAAGGAGACCAGACAAGCCACUUUGUAAAUUAUUUGUUUUUUUUUUUAACUUUAUGACGUCAAUUUUAAUAUUUAUAUGUUGACUUGUGAAUGUAGAAUCUGUGAUAUUAAAUUAUUGUGUUGUAAUUUAAUAAAACGUUUUUGAAAAUG